AUGCGUGAGCUGUCACAAACCAUCAUGGCGGCUGCCAAGGUGGGAAAGAGUCGCGUUUUCCUCAAAAGCUUCCGAAGUUGCGUGGCGUUGGCCCCGUUGCCCGGCGGCUUUGCCUCCUCUUCGUCUCCUGGGGGCUUCUCGGGCACCGGAGGGCCGGGGAAAAGUGGCGGACCCCCUCCCUCAGAAAGCCGGACUUCAGAUUUUUGCCCUCCUUCACAUUCUUGCAACGAUUGGAUUGGUCCUCCUGAUCGAUGUUCAAACCUCCGACCAGUAAUAUUUUAUAUUCCUAAGCAUGAAUCCCCUUUGGAACGAAGACUAAGAAAGCUUAGACAAGAAACUCAGAUUUGGAAUCAACGGUUCUGGGAAAACCAGAAUAUAUCAUUUAGAAAGGAAAAAGAAGAAUUUAUUUACUCCAGGUUGAAAGCCAAAGGUCUACAGCUCAGAGAUGAAAAAGGCCAAAAAGCUACCUUGGGUGUUGAAGAAAUGGCAGAAUUUUACAGAAUUUUUCUGAGUAAAAACUUUAAAAAACAUAUAUGCUACAACAGGGAUUGGUACAAACGGAAUUUUACCAUCACUUUUCUGAUGGGACGAGUGGCAUUUGUGAAAGCUUGGAAGAGGCUUUGGCUGAAAAAAGACUAAAGUAGAAAACUAUCCAGUCACAGCAUUGGUGAUAUGUGGUAAAAGAAUUUCGCCUUUCCCGGUAUCUGCAUUACAGCCCUGUUUCUACGUUUCUUAAAUAUGAAGCUAGAUGAUACCAAAUCCAAUUGGGUCUUCCUCUAUAAAGUCAAUUGAUGCUAUUUCCCUUUAAAGGCUGAAAGUUGAUGUUGGUCCCAGUUGGAGUAUGCCUGUGACAUUGGUGCAACUCAUAUUAUUCUGUUUGUGAUUAAGGAUUAGCUUUAGGUGGCAGCAUUCUACUAAUUGCAAGCUAACAUUGGGAUAAGGCUGUACUUAAUACAAGCUGCAGUGUGUUAAUUGCCAUCUUGACCUGCAAGCAGAUGGUGAUAGUGAUGAUGAUUAGCA
Anolis sagrei ordinatus is the source of this 1020-nucleotide messenger RNA. It is a transcript of the gene COA8, whose product is annotated as cytochrome c oxidase assembly factor 8. Gene Ontology annotation, biological process: intrinsic apoptotic signaling pathway. The record is from RefSeq and is a predicted model, not a curated record. Lineage: Eukaryota; Metazoa; Chordata; Lepidosauria; Squamata; Anolidae. Gene Ontology annotation, cellular component: mitochondrion.